AUGCAGCCAGACAUAGAUCUGAUGUUCAAUGGCGGUAUUGAAGUCCACUCUUUGCAUGGAUCAGAGGAAUUAUCUCCUGGUGAGCCUCAAAAGUUUCUCAAUUCCUUGGCAAUGUCAGCAAAAAUCCUUACAUCAAGUAAUGGAUUAGUUUUAUGUCGUAGCAGAUCAAGAGAGAGUGAAGUUCAGCUCUUUAUAUGCAAUCUUAUCACAAAGACAUGGCUCCCCAUUGCUACCCCAAAAAUGUUACUUGAAGCCCCUGGUGAUGAUGUGUAUGUUGCUUUUGAGUGCACUAACAAUAAUCUUGAUGUAGAUGACUAUAGAAUAAUUUUGUUUGAGAUGCCCUUGGAAUGGUCAUCACAUCUUGAUUUGAAAGUGUAUUUGCCAAAAGAAGGUGUGUGGAAAGCCAUGGAGAGAAGUUUCAUCGUUGGUAGUAGGAACAUGAGACUUGAUAUGCCCGUAAUUCUUCAUAAUAAUCUCCACAUUAUAUCUAAUUGCUCUCCUUAUUUAACCCCUUUAAGUCCUUAUUAUAGGCCAUAUAUAAUGACAUACAAUUUUGAGAGUGGUCAAUCAACAAUGUUGAGGCUCCCAAAAGAUGCAAUAAAGGGUUCUCAUGAUGAUAGUUGUAAUAUGGGCAUUUUUGAAUGGGGGAAGAAGGCAAAAAAUUUAGAUCGCUCUAUUUGUUUAGUUAGGCUCAGGAAGUCUGUCUUUAUUGUAUGGAUCUUGGUUGAGUACGGAUCAACUUUAUGGAGAAGGAUUUUGAAAAUAAGAGUGAAAGACAUGAAGUUGGAGGAGGAAGAUCAAAGAGUUCAAGGAUUCACGGUUAUGAGUGGUGAUUGCUUGAUUUUUGCAACGGAGACAAAUGUUUAUGAAUAUGAUUUGUGUGGUGAACAUCUUCCGAGGGCAAAAAAAAUAUGUGAGCAUAAUUGGAGAAGCCCAAUUUGUUUCACUUCAUAUUCUAAUACUCUUCGACCAUGUGGAACCGGUGCCACAACAAUUGAUGGUUAUGUUACUACUCAUUCCUAA
This is a messenger RNA of Lotus japonicus, 1023 nucleotides long. RefSeq lists its product as uncharacterized. The transcript has a single exon. Lineage: Eukaryota; Viridiplantae; Streptophyta; Magnoliopsida; Fabales; Fabaceae. The record is from RefSeq and is a predicted model, not a curated record. Bases 1 to 1023 code for a protein of 340 amino acids.